Molecule: messenger RNA, 2563 nt
Organism: Oryzias melastigma (Indian medaka)
Lineage: Eukaryota; Metazoa; Chordata; Actinopteri; Beloniformes; Adrianichthyidae
Gene: rskrb
Product: ribosomal protein S6 kinase related b
Exons: 13
Coding region: 220-1572 (450 amino acids)
Biological process (GO): protein phosphorylation
Molecular function (GO): protein serine/threonine kinase activity; ATP binding
Source: RefSeq, a predicted model, not a curated record
GGAUUUACGCUGACGUUGACCAUACUAGGGAUUAACCUGUUUUGAUAUCGCCAUAUCACGUUUUGCAUCAAAUCUCAGCGGCGGACUUUAAUGAAUAUUACGAAUAAAAUUGGCGUUUGCGUGUGAAGUGUAAAUGAAGGUGGAAGACGGGCAGCGAUGUCCUGCGCGGAUGAGGAGCAAGCCGACCUUCCAGCCUGAUGCUCGGUCACACUAAUCAUCAUGGGGGCCGACGGUAGUAAAAACAAGAGGCCUUCAGGACAGGCCGACGAGCACAUCUCGUCUGGGUGGCGCAGCUUCCUCUCCAGCGUGGGUCUGUCCAUCCCAGCAAGCCUCUGUCGUCUGGCUCCGCCCGCCCUGCGCCUCGGCCAGCAUCGAAUGCUCCACGACAAGAUUCCCGAGGUCCCAGAGCACGUGCUGAGGCUGGCAGGAGUCGGCCCGGGUAAGCUGAGGGCAGAGUGGAGCCUGCCAGGGUUUGUUUCCAUGUUCCUGCCCGAGUUCCCCCACAGAUCUGUGCCUGGGCACGAACACUUUCAGGUGUUGGGUUACAUUGCCAAAGGUUCAUUUGGGCCCAUCCUGAAAGUAAAGGACAAAACCAAGCAGAGAGUUUACGCUGUUAAAGUUAUACCCAAGUCUGAAAUUCUGAAGCUGGGAGUCCUAGAGCAAUCAAAAGAGGAAGUUAUAAUCCAGCGUCAGGUUCGCCACCCAUUUGUCCAUGACCUCCAGGACUGCUGGCAGACUCAGCGCCACCUCUACAUUAUGUGCGACUACUGCAGCACAGGCGACUUGUACACUUACUGGCAGAUGAUUGGUCAGUUCUCCGAGGACACAGUGCGAGUGUUUGCAGCAGAGCUGGGAUGUGCACUUGGGUUUUUGCAUGAUUUUGGAGUCAUUCACAGAGAUGUGAAGAUGGAGAAUAUCUUGCUGACUGACAACGGCCACCUCCGUCUGGCUGACUUUGGUUUGUCCCGUCGCCUGGAGAGAGGAGGAAGAGCCUUCACCAUAUGUGGAACCAUCCAGUAUAUGGCCCCGGAGGUGCUGAGUGGUGGACCCUACAACCAUGCAGCUGAUUGGUGGUCUCUGGGCAUUCUGCUCUUCUCUCUGACCACUGGGAAGUUCCCUGUGCUUCCAGAACCGGAUCACUGCAGUAUGUUGAGGAAAGUGAGGAGUUUUCCAUAUGAAAUGCCGCUAAGCUUCAGCCCCCAACUGUCCUUGUUAUUGAGUGAGCUUUUAUGCAAGACUCCGUCCCGCCGCUUGAGAACUCUCGAUCGUUUCAAACGACAGACCUUCUUCCACCAAUCAACAUUUGACCUUGAGCUUAUGCAGCGUCGCCCCGUGGAGGUGAUUCUGGAGCUCAGAGAAAGACCAGACCGAGCGGCCAAGGCUCGCAGAGGCCUCACUUUGUCCCUGCAGCCUCUGAAGGGCUUCGACUAUGACUCCCUCCUUAGCCCUCCUCCCACACCGGACACACAGCUGGACGCGUGCACUCCUUCACGCACGCCGGCGCCCCCACUGCCCGGCCCGCCACCGCAGCUACCUCAGGAAAAACGUGCACGCAGGGAAGUGUUUGUGUGACUGAGUUUGGUGGGAAUGUGGAGAACAACCUUUAACAAAAAUGGGCCUUUUUCAUGUUCAGUGUAUAACAGGGCAGAUAUUUAUUAAAUUCUAAAUGCAUUAAUAGUUUAGAAGUUAUUAUAUAAAAAAGCACAAGUUUAAAAAAUAUGUUUUAGCACACUUAACCAUUUUUUUCUUUCAUUUUUUCGCCUUUUUACACAAGUACCUCUUCAGUGCUUCCUUACUUUAUUGUGCAAGAUUUACCACACAAGUUGGUUUUCCGUCUGGUCAUGCCUGCAAUGUUAACUAACCUUUUGUAUGAAUUACAUCAGAUUUGAACUCCUACAAAUGUCCUGCAUUUGUUCUUGUUAUCUUUUUUUUGCAGCCAAGUAGAUCUAUUGAGUGAAGAGAGCAGAUUUCCAAACUCCUUCCUGUAUUUGUCAUGUUGCGUCAAAGUGUAACUUUUUUUUUUUUUCAGAAGUGGUUUAAAGAAAAUCACUUGCCUUUUCCGUUUUAGUUCUAGCUUUCCAGUAUGUUGUAGCUGUAUUCAUGUUGUGAUCCGUUCCUUUAAUUUGUCUGACAGCAGAUUUUGUAGCAUCAGGUUUCCUCUUAUGUGGUUUAAACAAACAUGUCAGUGUUGUCAUUUGGAUCGCGUGACUCAGGGAGGCACUCUUCAGUUUUACUGUUCAAGUCUGCUUUCUAUCUGACCUCCCAAUGACAAAAAACCAGCAGUAACAUUUGUUAGCUUUGUACUAAACAGCGUUGUUUACCACCACCUAAUAUUUUUAUACGUACAAAGGUUCUUUUAUAAUGUCUAAAGCUGCAGUAGCUUAGAUAAUAGUCUCAUUUUUUUGUAUUUUUCCAAAUCCUCAGAUUAAAUUAUUAUAUAUUGAAUCUUACCCAGAUUGUGCUACUCUGAGUUGUUUUUUUUUAUCUUAAUUUUGAGAUGUAUUGUGUGUUUUUGUAAUUUCCAUGUGUUACAGAUGUAAAAUAAACUGCUUUUUGACUUGUC